Messenger RNA from Hibiscus syriacus, 499 nucleotides. RefSeq lists its product as uncharacterized. The record is from RefSeq and is a predicted model, not a curated record. Bases 101 to 499 code for a protein of 132 amino acids. The transcript is spliced from 3 exons. Lineage: Eukaryota; Viridiplantae; Streptophyta; Magnoliopsida; Malvales; Malvaceae.
UCUCAUAAAGGUCUGAAUCUGACCAGUUCUCUGUUUUCCUUUUGUUGGUGAAGCUUUCAAUUUGGUUUUUGUUGCAGAUAAGGUACCAGAGUUUUAAAACAUGAAUACCAGAGCCAAGAAAGUUCCACUGAAGCAUGAAAAAGUAGGCAUCUUUCAAGGUGGAUUUUCCCGGAAAAUGGCCCUUCAACAAGAUGUUGAUAAACUGAAGAAGAAGCUUAGACAAGAAGAAAAUAUUCAUAGAGCUUUGGAGAGAGCUUUUAAUAGACCUUUGGGAGCUUUACCUCGUCUUCCUCCCUAUCUCCCUCCUUCAACAUUGGAGCUUUUAGCCGAAGUGGCGGUCCUCGAGGAGGAGAUCGUCUGGCUCGAACAACAAGUUGUGCACUUCACGAAAGACUUGUAUCAAGAAGAUGUGUAUAUAUCGUCUUCAAAAUUGAAUUUGGAGAAUUCUAAACAACAACUGAAAACUCCAACUCAAAAUUCAUCGACGGCAAGUUGCUAG